AUGGUAGCCGCCAUUCCGUCCAAGGCCCAAGGUCGCUUCUCGAGUUACGGACUACCAACACCCUCCUUGGCUGAGAAGCCGAAUCAGAGCAUGGCGGCGCCGUUUAGAGGCUCUCUCUGGAAAUCAGAGGGCAUUUGGGGAAAUAAUGGUAAUAACAAAAGCGUCAUUGGAGGCGGUCUCUCACAAAGAGACCCCCCGGGAUCUCGGGGAUCCGACGACACUUCACCUACAGCCCCUUCAGGAUCAGCACAACUAAACCACCAGUCUGAGGCCGAGACGCCCACCUGGGGUACCCGAAAUGGCAUCUGGAGCACUCAGGAGAACCCUGUCCAAGGUCGGCCAGCGUCUGGCAGCACAUCACCGGGCCAAAUCCGGGAUAGCAGCCUUGCCCAGCACGGCGCCAUGCAGGAGUCACAAUACUUCCAAUCCCGAGUAGGACAGAAUGAGAACACCUUCUCGAGCCGAACAAAGGGCCAUGGCACGAUGGAUAAAUUUACUCCCGUCUUUGGUGGCAUGGUGAACGAGGAACCUGAGAAUACCUUUUCGCCCAUGGCCAAGUAUUCUUUCGCUAACCCUACUCCUUUCAAGAGAGGUUCACAGGUCCAGGACCCAGGAUUUCCCACCCUGGGCCAGAUGCGCAACAACAACAUGAUCCCAACGUCACGUGCCGAUCCGCUGAACCAGGACCUUUCACAGAACUCUUUCGAGUCGCUCUUACCUGGCAACCCGCGAGGUUCUGUGUCGCGCCCUUCCGUUCAACACCACUCUCUGUCCUAUCCGUCCAAUGGCGGUCCAACUAGGGGUUUGGCGUCCGUGAACCCGGGUAUUGACCAGGAGCUGUCGGGUAUCUUGGGCAAUUCACUGGGACUUCGUGAUAAUCCUGAUGUCGACGCCAAUGGACUUGCUGCCAACGGGUAUCUCAAUCCCCAGAGCCAGGCAUUCCAAUUUAACCCGUCGUCGCAAGCAUGGAACGGCGACCUGCCAAGUACGGGGCGUGGUUUUGGCCAAGGCUACUCUCAGAAUGAUAGCUACGUCGAUGCUGUUGCUGCUUCUUACGUGGAUUCCAAGAGAAACUCCAUUGAGCGCGGCUCUCCCAGCAGUGCAAGUUUUCAUCGCGCCAGUCUAAACAGCCCUCGAUUUACCCCGGGCUCAGGAUCGCGACCGGACUCGUGGUCUGGCAGCCGGCCCAUCUCUCGCAAUCAUGCCAUGCCUCAAGAAUUCGAGCGACAGCAAAUUGCCUCGCAGUUUCCCCCGAAUUCUGGGUUCUACCCAAACGCCCCGUACUAUGGCAACAACUUUGGCGGCCAGUUCAACCCAUCACUCACUCCCUACGACUUGUACGGCCAGAACGCUGGAUUCCGCGGUCAGAUGCCCAUCUCCUCCUACCAUCCAAUGGUCAACCAGUACAUCGCUCCUCUUAACCCCCCACAGCGGCCCAGCCGAGACCAGGACCCUGGGAAAGGGGUCAGAAGCCAACAGCUGGAGGAGUUCAGGAACAGUAACAGAUCAAGCAAGCGUUGGGAGCUCAAGGACAUCUACAGCUAUGUUGUAGAGUUUAGCGGGGACCAACAUGGCUCUCGCUUCAUCCAAGAAAAGCUGCAAAAUGCCAACAGCGACGAGAAGGAUCAAGUCUUCCAAGAGAUCCAACGCAACGCUUUGCAGCUGAUGAAGGACGUUUUCGGAAAUUAUGUGAUCCAGAAGUUCUUCGAGCAUGGCAGCCAAGUACAAAAGACCAUCCUCGCUAGACAGAUGAAGGGCAAAGUUGCCGAGCUGUCGACUCAGAUGUAUGCUUGUCGGGUCGUUCAGAAGGCAUUGGAGCAUGUUCUUGUUGACCAACAAGAAGAGAUUGUCGAGGAGCUGAAGCCUGACAUUUUGCGCAUCGUCAAGGACCAGAAUGGUAACCAUGUCAUUCAAAAGAUCAUCUCCCUUGUUCCACGGAUCUGUGUGCCCUUCAUGAUGACGGCUUUCCGUGGCCAGAUUAACAACCUGGCUGCGCACAACUACGGAUGCCGUGUAGUUCAGCGCAUGCUUGAGCAGGGCACUGAAGAGGAGCGGCGCGACCUCAUGGAUGAGGUUCAUGCGUGUGCUCCUCAGCUCAUUACAGAUCAAUACGGCAACUAUGUAGCUCAACACAUUGUUCAGCAUGGAUCGGACAAGGAUCGCGCGAGGACAAUUUCUCUCGUCAUUGAUCAACUUAUCGAAUACUCGAUUCACAAGUUCGCGUCCAAUGUUGUCGAGAAAUGCGUCGAGUUUGGCACGGACGAGGAGCGCAAGAUCAUCAAGACCAAGCUUGUGACCGCGGACGCGAAGGGCAAUCAUCCACUUGACAGGGUGAUGAUCGACCAGUACGGCAACUACGUGUUACAGAAAGUUGUUGGGCGACUUGAUGCCCAGGACAGGGACGACCUACUGAUCGAAGUCCAACAGCGAUUCGCCAUUCUGAGACAGUCGACGGUAAGCGGUCGCCAGAUGGCUGCAAUUGAGCGCCUCCUAGGGAAUUACGAGCCCAAGUCAAGCGCAAGCAGUCAGACCGCCUCGAAGACACCCGCCGCCGCUGCAACUCGCGGUUUGCAGAUUGAUGUCAACUCGUCCGCACCCACCCCUGCCCUCACAACAGAAAAUGGCAGCCCUGAGAGUUCCAGCCCACCGAGUACCAAUCUCGGAGAUGAUGCCAUCGUCGAAAAUGGGAAGACAGACGCCAUCACCCAGAUCGGUGGCCAACCCCAUGUGGUUGAGGCUGAUGAAACCGAGCACUAG
Molecule: messenger RNA, 2757 nt
Organism: Neoarthrinium moseri
Lineage: Eukaryota; Fungi; Ascomycota; Sordariomycetes; Amphisphaeriales; Apiosporaceae
Exons: 6
Coding region: 1-2757 (918 amino acids)
Biological process (GO): nuclear-transcribed mRNA catabolic process, deadenylation-dependent decay
Cellular component (GO): cytoplasm
Molecular function (GO): mRNA 3'-UTR binding
Source: RefSeq, a predicted model, not a curated record